GUCUGUGUGUGCAACUCUACCUACUGCGACACUAUAGAGAGACCUACCCCUCUACCCCUGGGACACUACCACUGGUACAGUACCAGCAACUCUACCCCAGGCUUCUCCCACACUACGGGUACCUUCAUAAACGCCUCCAUCGACAACACCACUGAUGUAUUUUUCAAGAUAAAUGCCUCUGCUCAAUUCCAGGAAAUCCUGGGUUUUGGAGCAUCCUUCACAGAUACGUCUGGUAUACUCAUAAAUUCUCUGCCCGAAGAAGCCCAAGAUAAGUUCAUUGAAUCAUAUUUUGGAUUGACAGGCAUAGAGUACAACUUGUGCAGAUUGCCUAUAGGAGGAACAGACUAUUCUCCCAGAGUCUAUACACUAGAUGAUGUAGUCGAUGAUGAAGAUUUGCAGUAUUUUAGUCUUACCGAAGAGGACUUGAAUUUGAAGAUACCGUACAUAAAGAAAGCCAUGUCAGUGAGCGAACGAGGCAUCAGACUGAUGGCCUGUACUUGGAUGGCCCCAGGCUGGAUGAAAGACAACAACAAUAACUACCGAGGAUAUGUGCGAACCAAGCACUACCAUACAUGGGCCAAGUAUCACAUCAGGUUCCUUGAAGAAUAUCAAAAACAAGGGAUCAACAUAUGGGCUCUAAGUGGAGGAAAUGAAGUAAUGCUGACCUUUGUCUUACCGAUUGCCCUAAACUCUCUGAACUGCACCCUGGUGACAGCUCCCAUACAGAGGUACUGGUUCAAGGAACACCUCAGUCCACUCCUGGCAGCCAGCAACUUUAGUGAUGUCAAACUCAUAGUGUUGGAUGACAUGAGGCUGUUUGCUCCAUACUGGAUGAGACAUUUUGCAGAAGAUACAGAAGCAUACAAGAUAAUUGAUGGGAUUGGUUUGCAUUGGUACUUUGACAAGUAUAUCCCUCCCUCUGUUCUGACAUAUCUGCACCAAAACUUUCCUGAAAAACUGAUCAUGUAUACAGAAACCAGUAUCAACGGAGGAUUUGGUCCAAAAGCAGUGGAUCUGGGUUCUUGGGUAAGAGCAGAAGCUUACAUCUAUAGCAUCAUUGAGACACUUACCCACUGGACUCAGAGCUACAUGGACUGGAACCUUGCAGUGAACUUAGAAGGAGGACCAACGUUGGGCAUGGCUGUGGAAGGUGCUAUCAUUGUCAACUCUACUGGAGAAGAGUUCUACAAGCAGCCCAUCUUCUAUGCUAUGGGUCAUUUUUCAAAGUUCAUGCCCCCAGGAGCUAGGAGGAUUCAAGUUGUUUCCAAUCAGAACAUAAGUCUUGAAGAGUACAUAAAUCCAACUAAACUUUCCAAGUAUGCCGAUCUGGAGGAAUUUGGGAAUGAAAAUCACUUGGAAGCAUCUCCUACCAAUCCACCGAUACCACCCUAUGUUCCUAAACUCCUCACUGUCAGUAUUGCCACCUUAAAUCCUGAUGGCAGCUACAGCGUUGUGGUCUACAACUCGAAGAACGAAACACAACAUGUGAGAAUAGAAGAACCAAACCUAGGAUCUAUAGUUGUGGACGUAGAAGCUCACUCCAUCAACACAUUUGUGUACUGGUUGUGAACAUCUUCAACAAUAUAAGAUUUAUGUUUUUCAUUGAAUUAUAUUUUUAUUAUGUAUUACCAGUGAGUACAAAUCAAUUAAAUAUAUUAAUUGGCAUUGUUUUUUUAACAAUUUAGAGGUAAGAUUUACUCUAUACAGAAAGGCUGCAAUCAUAUGAGUAACCUUGAUUAUUAUGAGAA
Messenger RNA from Homalodisca vitripennis (glassy-winged sharpshooter), 1748 nucleotides. Its product is annotated as lysosomal acid glucosylceramidase-like. The annotation marks the transcript as partial. Lineage: Eukaryota; Metazoa; Arthropoda; Insecta; Hemiptera; Cicadellidae. Gene Ontology annotation, biological process: glucosylceramide catabolic process. The record is from RefSeq and is a predicted model, not a curated record. Gene Ontology annotation, molecular function: glucosylceramidase activity. The transcript has 9 exons.